UCUUUAUGCGUGAUAUAAAAGGCGCAGCCAGGUGGACGUGAAGGUACAGUCAAAUCGUUCACCUUCAAACAAACAACAACUAUUCAACACAGACCUCUCUUCUCUUGCGAAACAAUCAAUCAAAAUGUUCAGAUUGGUGGUGUUGUCUGCUGUUCUUGCCGUUGCCGUUGCUGCCCCGCACGCAACCGUGGUCGCUUCUGCGCCAUUGGCAUACACGUCUGUGGUCCAUCAGCCAGCCGUCGUUGCUCACAAGGAAGUGUCCUACCAAAAGAGCAUCAUUGAAGAACCAACCGUUGCCCAUGUCGGAACCGUCGUCAAGCAUGUCCCAACUGGAGUCACCCACCAUAGCUCAUCGGUUGUCCACCACGAUGCCACUAUCUCCGAGCCAAUCCUUGCUCACGGUGUGAAGAAGACCGUUGUGUCGACUCCAAUUGAGAAGACCACUUACCAUCAUACCGUGGCUGCUGCUCCAGCUAUCACCUAUGCUGCUCCAGCUGUCAAGACCGCCUAUGUUGAAGCUGCCCCAGCUCUGACUUACGCCGCUGCUCCAAUUGCCAAGGCCGCUUAUGUCCAUGCUGCUCCAGCUUUGACUUACGCCGCUGCCCCAAUUGCCAAGACCACUUAUGUUGAGGCUGCCCCAGCACUGACCUACGCCGCUGCUCCAGCCCUGACUUACGCUGCUGCCCCAGUCUUGAGCCACGCUGCCCACAUCAGCCACCCAGCCGUGUAUGCCAAGCACUACUAACGGGUUUGAUUUGAUGACUGUCGGAUAAUUUUUCUCUUGUUCACACUUUGAUUGUUUGUGGUGAAAGAUUAGAAAAAUGUCUUUAGAUUCGAGAAUAAAAAAAUACUCAAAUUGUGAUAUUUCUUAAAACAA
Toxorhynchites rutilus septentrionalis is the source of this 877-nucleotide messenger RNA. Its product is annotated as cuticle protein 16.5-like. The record is from RefSeq and is a predicted model, not a curated record. The coding region runs from base 125 to 745 and encodes 206 amino acids. NCBI's taxonomy places the organism in Eukaryota, Metazoa, Arthropoda, Insecta, Diptera, Culicidae. The transcript has 2 exons.